Diospyros lotus (date-plum) is the source of this 1951-nucleotide messenger RNA. Its product is annotated as xyloglucan endotransglucosylase/hydrolase protein 22-like. Gene Ontology annotation, molecular function: hydrolase activity, hydrolyzing O-glycosyl compounds; xyloglucan:xyloglucosyl transferase activity. Lineage: Eukaryota; Viridiplantae; Streptophyta; Magnoliopsida; Ericales; Ebenaceae. The transcript has 4 exons. Gene Ontology annotation, biological process: cell wall biogenesis; xyloglucan metabolic process. Gene Ontology annotation, cellular component: apoplast; cell wall. The record is from RefSeq and is a predicted model, not a curated record. The coding region runs from base 692 to 1627 and encodes 311 amino acids.
CGGCACGGCAGCUCCAAUUACCAAAUACAAAUAGCAAACAGCAAGCAAUGGUGCAGUUAAGAAAUAAUGGACAACUAACCAUGCAGUGCAAAUCCAAUCCCCCCAUGAUUCAGGUAAGGGACCAUGUUUUUUGACUGGUUGAAGCUGAAAAUCAGAAUAUAUAUAUAUAUAUAUGGGAUUUGAUUUGAGGCCUAGCCUUGGACACAUAAGCAAAUUCCUCCGCUUAACAUCCUUCUCAGAUCCGCUAAUAGUGACAGUUUCUCGCACUGUAAUUCGUUUUUAUUUUUGCAAUCUGGCAUUCAUUAUUCAUUCUGGCCCGCUCCUAAGUGGUGCCCGGAAGCUGUUUGAUUAAAUUUCACAUAAGAGGGGAGAGUGAAAGCAAUGAAGUCAUCUGAACUUGGCACGCCUUCCAAAUACGUGACGAUAUGCGGAUUCACUCUGCUAUCCCGCGUCUGUCCUCUGUCAAAAACUUGUCAAUUAAAGUGAUGGGAUUCUGCAACCAAUUUCCAACUGUUAAAGCUAGCUGUACGACCCAGCAGCAGCAGGUGCUCUGGUGGCCCUCCGGAACCUGCACAUAUUGCCAAAUUGCUUGAUUCCUCACCUGGGUGGUGCAAAGAUUUUGACACCCUUUUUAGCAUUUCUGUUUCCUAGCCAACUGUUUCCAGCUUGAUUUCAUGGCCUUGAUGGAUAUAUGGGUCUGAUUUUGUGUCCCCUGAAACACAAAGCUUGCUCAUCCAUGGCUUCUCAUCCAAGUCAUUCACCUGCUCUAGUGAAGCUGCUGGCAUGGAUUUUUGUAUUGAUUUCUUUAAUGGCUGAUUGUGAGGGCAACUUCCUUGAAGAUUUCCACAUAACAUGGGGACCAGACCAUGCUAAAUUGCUUGACAAUGGCAGGACUCUGGCGUUGUCUCUAGAUCAAGCCUCAGGUUCGAGUUUCCAGUCCAAGAAUGAGUAUCUGUUUGGGAAGUUUGAGAUGCAGAUAAAGCUUGUCCCGGGAAACUCCGCCGGCACUGACACUUCAUUUUAUUUAUCAUCACAGGGAUCAGCUCAUGAUGAAAUUGACUUUGAAUUCUUGGGGAAUUUGAGUGGGGAUCCCUACAUUCUACACACCAAUGUGUACACUAAAGGAGGAGGUGGAAGAGAACAGCAAUUCUAUCUAUGGUUUGAUCCAACUGCAGAUUUCCAUACCUACUCAAUCCUCUGGACCCCAAAGCGAAUUCUCUUGUCAGUGGAUGGCACGGUCAUUAGAGAAUUCAAGAACCUGGAAUCUAUCAGCGUUCCAUACCUGAGCAAGCAGCCGAUGAGGCUAUAUGGCAGCAUAUGGAAUGCUGAUUUCUGGGCCACAAGAGGUGGCAUUGUGAAAACAAACUGGAAACAAGCUCCAUUCAUUGCUUCCUACAGGAAAUUCCGCGCUGAGGCCUGUCUUUGGUCUUCUGGGAAGUCUUUCUGCAGCUCAAAUUCGUCUUCUUCUUCCUUGUUCAAGAGCAAGGAUUGGCGCACAGAGGGGUUGGACACCAAUUCUCAGGAACGGCUGAAAUGGGUGCAGAAGAACUACAUGAUAUACGACUAUUGCGCCGACAGGAAGAAGUUUCCGAGGGGGAUUCCAGCAGAAUGCUUUGCCACCAAAUAGGUGAAAUACAACCAACUAUUUGUUCUUUUUUUGUUAUGAUUAUUAGGUCAUUUAUAGUGGUUCUUUUGUACUUAUCACAAUUCAAUUCCUCUAAUUCUUGUUGCCAAUUUAGCUAUUAGAAAUAUGAGUUGAUUCAAUUCUCCCCAUGUAAUAUCUGUUACAUUGUAACUUUUUGACAUUAAUAGAUUAAUUAAAUUACUGGCUGGUUUCAGUCUAAACUCCUCCAUUUACAUUUCGUUCCGGUUGUGGAUUGAAAUUCUGGUCUCCAUUGUUCUUCACUUACUUUUGAGAAAUCAUCCAUGUAAUUAAAUCUUGUCCCUUUGG